AUGCCUUCCUUGGUUUCUGUGGUCGGGCUGGCCCUCGCAAUAGUCCCGGUGAUUGCCUCCCCAGCCAGGACCAGCUUCGAAAGCUGCUUGCGACCAAAGCUUUCAAAAUCAGCAAAGCUGAUAACUGCUCAAUCGGAUGUCAUUGUUCCUCGAUGGACUGAGUAUAAAGAGUUCAGUACUGGCCACAUUGUGAAUGUAUCUACUGAGGCAGACGUUCAAGCAUCGGUGCAAUGCGCCAAUCAAGCAGGCGUCCAGUUCUUCGCGCAGUCUGGCGGCAAUGCUUGGGCGACGACCUGGAGUCUUGGAGAAAAUGACGUGGUGAUCAAUCUUCGAAAUAUGAACAGUGUCGAGUUCAAUAUGGAGCGUACUCUUGUGAGAGUGGGGGGUGGUGCGACGGUCGCCGAAUUGACGGACGCUGCGUACGCCAAUAACGCGCAGGUCGUGACUGCCAAUUGCAAUUGUGUAGGCGCAAUGGGCGCCACGAUGGGUGCAGGAUACAGUCGUAUGAUGGGUGAGCGUGGGUUCAUGAUCGACAAUAUCGUGUCUUUUCGCGUGGUUCUGGCAUCCGGGGAGAUCGUUGAUGUAUCGUCAAAAUCCAAUCCCGAUCUGUGGUGGGCUAUGCGUGGCGCCGGUGGGAACUUCGGCAUUGUUGUUUCGUCUGUCAUGAAGGCUUAUCCCACGCCCGCGGCUCAAAAUGGUGCCUGGGUCGGUAACCUGAUUUUCAGCGAAGACAAGAUUGAAAGUGUCGUCUCCGCUGUCAAUAAUUUGACUCUGACCUCUAAGAUGGCCAUCUUCUUCUACUUCGCUAAUGGGGGUGCGCCCGACUAUACUCCGAUAUUUAUGGUUACUCCCUUCUACCUCAGCGGCGGAAACACGACUGCUGCUACUGCUGAAGCCCGCGCAGCCUUUGCGUCGAUAUUUAACUUGGAGCCUGAGGCAGAUACCACAACAUGGACACCUUAUAAUGAGGUCAACGCUGGCAGCGAGAGCUUCUGCGUCACGGGUAGUCGCAAGGUCAGCUACGGCGCGGCGCAAGGCCAACUAGACCCGACAACCUGGCGGACAAUCUACACCGAUUAUACAAACUUCCUCACAGAAAAUGGCGGAGACAACGUGGGUAGCUCGCUUGUUCUCAUGGAAGCCUACAGCCUGCAAUUUGCCGAGCAGAAGGGCGACUACAGCUCAGCUUACGCUUGGCGGUCUACAAAUCGUUUCAAUACGGUCGCCAUUGCUUGGUAUACGGACGAAAGUUUAGAUGAGACCGCUAAUCUAUGGGCGAGUCAGGUUCGUGACGACUGGCGGGCAACUAGUGGAUUAAAGUCAAACUCAACAUACAUUAACUUUGCUUUUGGUGACGAGUCACUAGAGGAUAUUUACGGUGAUAAUGUGCCCGUUCUCCAGGCUCUGAAGUCAUACUAUGACCCACAGAACAAAUUUAAUCAAUUCUUUCCCCUGCUUUAA
Messenger RNA from Penicillium pulvis, 1461 nucleotides. RefSeq names its product FAD-binding oxidoreductase. The transcript has 3 exons. The coding region runs from base 1 to 1461 and encodes 486 amino acids. Gene Ontology annotation, molecular function: FAD binding; oxidoreductase activity. Lineage: Eukaryota; Fungi; Ascomycota; Eurotiomycetes; Eurotiales; Aspergillaceae. The record is from RefSeq and is a predicted model, not a curated record.